Necator americanus (New World hookworm) is the source of this 510-nucleotide messenger RNA. RefSeq lists its product as uncharacterized. NCBI's taxonomy places the organism in Eukaryota, Metazoa, Nematoda, Chromadorea, Rhabditida, Ancylostomatidae. The record is from RefSeq and is a predicted model, not a curated record. The transcript is spliced from 2 exons. Bases 1 to 510 code for a protein of 169 amino acids.
AUGAACACCGUCGUCGUCCUACUGCUCCUUUCCGCUCCGCUGAUCGGAGCACGUUUGAGGCAAAGCCGAGAUGUAUGUAAUACGUGUGCGACUCCGCCACCUCCAUGUACUACGUGUACGGAUCAGGCACAACAACAAAUGGUGCCACCACCUGGACCACCACCCGGAUCGCCACCACCAGGACCAACAAAAGUAAUUAAGGAAACGGUUGUCGUCCUUCCGCCACGUGUACGACACUGGUACUCGCUGACUCCACCACCUUACAUGUAUGGUCCUCCUAUGCCACCACCACGACCUCGACCUCCUCGUCCACGUCCUGUUCCUGUUCCUGUCCCUGUUCCUGUUCCUGUUCCGGCACCACGACCACCGGCAUUUGCGUGGACAGAAUAUAUUACCUAUCAUAGGGGUUGCCCAACUGGAGAAUGUCCUAUGCCACAAGGUGGCUGUCCUACAGGAGGCUGUCCUACAGGAGGUCAGCCGAGUGGCUGCCCAACCGGUAACUGUACCUAG